Molecule: messenger RNA, 1678 nt
Organism: Danio aesculapii
Lineage: Eukaryota; Metazoa; Chordata; Actinopteri; Cypriniformes; Danionidae
Gene: cdca3
Product: cell division cycle associated 3
Exons: 7
Coding region: 176-1519 (447 amino acids)
Source: RefSeq, a predicted model, not a curated record
ACUGAGUUUGAACUGGAAGACGAAACAAGGCUUUUUUUUUGUUGAUUUCUCUUUUUAUGUGUAUUUAUAUAAAACGUGACCGAAACUCUGUCUGAAUUGGCGUGGAAGAGAAAAGUAACUCGGCAUACAGUGAACUGUGCGUCAAAAUACCGAGCAUUAAGCAGCAAGCAGAAACAUGGGUGCCAGUGAAAGCAAGAUGACCGUGGCAUCAACACCAAAGGUAGACCCGAACCAGCGACCGAAAGCAGCGCGUGUGGCGAAACUCGCCGACCCGCGUUCACCGUCCUGUGCCAUUGACCGCACACCUAUACAGGUGGGCGUUACUUACUCUCCUCUUCCUGUGGUGGAGUCAGUCGGGCCGGUGUUUGUUGACCCCCGCUCACCUACCCCGGGCAUCACUCGAACACCAAUGAAGGUGAGCGUCACGUCUCUCGCUCGAAGGCUGAGCACGUUCUUCCUCAGUGACAUCAAGUCUGGCGACUGUUCCGCGUCUCCUCUUCCUUCAGUCUCCUUCACCAAAACCUCCGGCAUGCCUGGUGUAGCUCAUCCAAAUACCUUCGGCCCCAAAGAGCCUCUGCUGAAAGCCCAAAGCUCGCACACAGACGAUAUCUCAACCCCUGUGCUGUCCUCUCCAUCUGAGGGCUACGGCUCCAUAUGCCACAGCCCAUUUGUGUUGAUUGGAGAGCCACAGAUGGAGGUGGAGGUCGACGCUGAGGCCUCGCUAGAGGAGGCGGAGGAGGCUCUGCUUCUAGGGGCUUCACCGUUGAGGAAAGAGCUCAGUCUGAGUCUGCUUGCAUGUCGUGAAGGUGUUUACUCGUCUUCCCUGGAAGAACGUCCUCCGACUCCCCUUCCUCCUGCGGACAGACAAGCCAAUGAAGAUCAUUCGUAUGCAGUCUUCACCGUCCCAAAAUCCACUGAAAAUGCAAAGUCUGAGUCCCCGCCGUCGGUUGAGGCUGUCUUGACUUUAGAGGAAGAGGAAGUUCCAUCCCAGACACCUGAGCAAUCGGCACCUGCUGCACUUCCAGAGCCGAUCCCUGAGCUGCCAGAGGAAAACAAACCUCCAACACCUCAACCAGCUGACGUCUCCAGCAAACCCAGCCCAGUGUCCAGCACUCUGGUGGAGUCUGUGCAGCCUGGCAUCCGCUGUCUGAGGUUUGACACCCGCAGCCCCAGUCAGGCCAUUUUCAAGCCCCAGUGGUUGGGUGUGGGCUUUGGGGCCACUGGUGUACGAGCGAGAGGGGUUCAGAGCCGAGGGAAAACCACAAUGUCCUCACCACGUGCCAUGAAAAACACUGCUACUAAUGAGAAUAAUAACAUGGUUGUGCGCACCAAACAGAAGCCGAGAGAAAAAGUGCUGAUUGGUGAGGGCAGAUCUCCUCUGCAGAUCCUGAGGGAGGCCAAUUCACCCAGAGAACGCAACUCGCAGAUUAAAUUGAAGGUGUCGACUCCAGAAAGACAGAGGUUCAGCCAGAUGGACAGAAGAGCUCUGAUACUGUCCCUCGACAAGGAGAACGAGUGAGAGCAGAUCCACACACCAGCACAAACUCAGACAACACUAUGUAUAUACUUCCACUUGAAACCUGCAACUACAUGAAUCUCCUUUUUCCUGCUUUUUACCUUUUCUUUGUGUUUGUAAAUAAACACUCUUUUAAUGUAAAUAAAAUUAACUUUUGAUUUA